GGAAGUGGAAGAGGAACAAGAAACCCUCUCUCUCUCUAUCUCUAACCGCCCCUCUCUCCCUCUAGAAUCAUUCGUUAAGAGGUUAGAUCAUGGUGAUGGGCAUGAUGAGGCCGCGCUUCUUCCCUAUAAAAGCCCAUCUCCUCUUCCGUAGAACACCAAAUAAGAAAAACAUCGUUCUCUUGUCUUCUCCUUUUCUCAUCGCGGCAUUCUUCUGCUCUCCUCCAUUCUUCUUCUUCCCCAAAGCGAAACCUUUUCUUUCAGAACAGAGCAAGAGCUUCACCACCGUCAUGUCGAGAGCUUCAGCCGAUCAAAUCGCUGAGGAUUAUGAAGCCCUGGAGCUUCAGAAACCGAGACAUGUGGUGAAAAAGGUACUGGCCAAGCAACAGCAAGAAGGUGAUGGCGCUAAUGUUCGGCGAAGCAUUGGAAGGCCAGAGUUGAGAAAUUUUGAUCCUUUUCUUCUUCUCGAUGAAUUCUCUGUUUCUCGCCCAGCUGGAUUUCCGGAUCACCCUCACAGAGGUUUCGAGACUGUAACUUACAUGCUUGAGGGCGCCUUCACCCACCAAGACUUUUCCGGUCACAAGGGAACCAUCAGAGCCGGCGAUCUCCAGUGGAUGACUGCCGGCCGGGGAAUAGUCCACUCAGAAAUGCCCGCCGGCGACGGAGUUCAAAAAGGCCUCCAACUUUGGAUCAACCUCUCCUCCAAAGACAAAAUGGUGGAACCAAACUACCAAGAGCUCCUAAGCAAAGACAUAGCCAGAGUCAACAAGAACGGUGUCGACGUUCGCAUCAUAGCAGGGGAGGCCUUCGGCGUCAGCUCUCCAGUCUACACGAGAACUCCAACAAUGUACCUUGACUUCACCAUGAAGCCUGGAGCUGAGCUCCGGCAACUAAUCCCACAAGAAUGGAACGCCUUCAUAUACAUUAUCGAUGGAGAAGGCGUGUUCGGCGACGAGGAAACCUCGCCGAUCUCAAGCCAUCAUGUUCUGAUUCUUAGCAAUGGCGAUGGAUUGAACGUUUGGAACAAGUCAGGGCGGCCGCUGCGCUUUGUGCUCAUCGGCGGGCAACCGCUCAAUGAGCCGGUGGUUCAGUACGGGCCAUUUGUUAUGAAUUCCCAGAAGGAGAUACAGCAAACUUUGGAGGAUUAUAGGCUUGGAAAGAACGGGUUUGAGAAGGCGAAGCACUGGAAAUCUGGUUCAGAUAGGUUUUGAAUUGAUGGCUAUAUAUGAUAUUGGUUGGGGGGUUUGUGUUCUUUAUCAAUAAGAUGAAAUUUGUAUUCAUACGGUUUGGAACUCCAGUCAUAGAAUACAAUUCAAUUUGGAUGAUUUGAAUCCGAUCGAACAUAUGAAGAUUGGAUUCAGUUGUAGUUAUUCAAAUUGAACUGAAUUAUAUGACUGAGAUCUUAAGUGCCGUGUUCUUCAUAAUUUUAGAGGAUUCAAAAAUGUAGGUGGGGUUUCAGCUUUCGGAGAAAUUAUUUUGCGCGGAGGUUGGACAUAGCUUUACGUCCGGGGACGAAUCAGGUGCAGCCACGUAGCGGUACCGAGCCGCGGUACACAACAAAUAGAUGAUGUGGCGCAUUUUGGUUGGUAUUCGGACGGCGUUCGGCGUCUGCACAUAAUAAUUAAUCCAAAUUUCGAGUGUCAUGGUUUUUCUUUGUAAUCAAUUUCAAUGCCAUUGGCUUUAGUUGUGUUAUUAUAUUUAUUUAAUUUUUUU
Dendrobium catenatum is the source of this 1710-nucleotide messenger RNA. RefSeq names its product pirin-like protein. Bases 90 to 1208 code for a protein of 372 amino acids. The transcript has 7 exons. The record is from RefSeq and is a predicted model, not a curated record. Lineage: Eukaryota; Viridiplantae; Streptophyta; Magnoliopsida; Asparagales; Orchidaceae.